AAACAAUAUAUAUAGUAAUAGUUCCUGUGUUAAUGGGGCACGUGUAUCAAUAGGUCGUGGAGGAACGUAAAUAAAUCAUCGACAUAUCGUGAGAUCGUGGACUUUUUGGGUUUCUAACCUCUACACGGAAUUUUCUUACAAUGACUAAACUUGUGAAAAUCGGAACGCACGAUGGUUGCUUUCACUGCGAUGAAGCACUAGCCUAUUUUCUGUUGAAAAUCUUACCUCAAUACAAACAUGCAAUCGUUGUUAGAACGCGUGAUCCAACUAUUUUGGAUACUUGUGAUAUAGUAAUUGAUGUGGGUGGAGAAUAUAAUCCUUCCAAGCAUCGUUAUGAUCACCAUAUGAGAGAUUUUAAAGAGUCUUUGAGUACAGUUAUUAAGAAACCAGGUUACGAUUCUCAAAUAAAAUUGAGUAGCGCCGGAUUAAUUUACUGUCACUUUGGUCAUGAAAUCAUUAAGCAACUAGCUCCAGAAGCUAGCGAAAUUGACGUCGAAAAAAUAUUUAAAAAAAUUUAUGACACGUUCAUUAAAGAAAUCGAUGGUAUAGAUAACGGAAUUCCGAUGUACGACGGCGAACCCGCGUAUCGUAUCGUAACCGAUUUAUCUGCCCGCGUACAAUUUCUGAAUCCUACAUGGAAUAGCGAAAACAGCGACAUUGACGAACAAUUUUUAAAAGCGGUCGAAUUAACUGGCGAAGAAUUUAAGCAACAUAUAAAUUAUGCGAAAAAUGUAUGGUUACCAGCUAGGUCUAUUGUAGAGGAAUCUAUUAAUAAACGCUUCGAGGUUGAUCCGAGCGGAGAAAUUAUUGAAUUGACGCAAAGGGUUCCAUGGUCUGAGCACCUGUUUGCGAUAGAAAAAGAAAUGAAUCUGGAACCGAAAUUGAAGUAUCUGAUUUUUAAAGACGAUACAUAUAGAAUCCGAGGUGUUCCUGUUGCACAUGGUAGUUUCGUUUGCAGAAUAUUUUUACCAGAAGCUUGGGCAGGUCUGAGAGAUGAGGAACUCGAACGUACUUGUGGAAUUGAAGGGGCCAUUUUUGUUCAUUCGAUUCGAUUUAUCGGCGGACAUAAGACGAGAGAAGGUGCGUUGAUGAUGGCGCGUAAAGCCAUUGAAAUAGGAAAAUCCACUUAACGGAGAAUCUAGUUAGGAGCAAUUGUAUCACUGAAUUUUUACUAUUUUUUGUCGACUAGUAUAAUAUUAUUUAUACCUCGUCAUUUAUUCCACGUCGAAUUACAAUUUUCUGCUAGGACGCAUUUAAUACUACGAAUACCAUUUACAGUAUUCUAUAAUGAAUAUUUUUUAGUAAAAAAUUGUCAGUGUGCGGAA
Messenger RNA from Hylaeus volcanicus, 1325 nucleotides. RefSeq names its product MYG1 exonuclease-like. Bases 141 to 1130 code for a protein of 329 amino acids. Lineage: Eukaryota; Metazoa; Arthropoda; Insecta; Hymenoptera; Colletidae. The transcript has 7 exons. The record is from RefSeq and is a predicted model, not a curated record. Gene Ontology annotation, cellular component: cytoplasm; nucleus.